AUGGAAAAUGAUUCGGCUAAAGCGAAGUUAGUGCCGGAUUUCCGGGACGCUCCACGACCUAGUCUUUUGCAACAAUUGGCCGGAAACCUAUUAGUACCAAUAGGUAUCGUGAUGACUAUGGGCUGUUACGCGGUUGGACUUAGCUCUAUGGUUACCAGCCAACCUAUGCUGGGGCAAAAGAUGAUGUAUGCCCGAGUCGCCUUCCAGGGGAUGACUGUGGCAGCAAUGUAUUACGACCUACAGGGAUUCUCACUCCCCUCUUCCACUAAUUAA
This is a messenger RNA of Myzus persicae (green peach aphid), 273 nucleotides long. RefSeq lists its product as uncharacterized. The coding region runs from base 1 to 273 and encodes 90 amino acids. NCBI's taxonomy places the organism in Eukaryota, Metazoa, Arthropoda, Insecta, Hemiptera, Aphididae. The record is from RefSeq and is a predicted model, not a curated record. The transcript has 2 exons.